GCGCAGGGGGGCAUCUACUGGUUCACCCUCAUGGAUGCCUACAGCACCAGUUUUGGCCUCAUCAUCAUCGUCCUCUUCAUGUGUCUCGGUGUUGCCUUCUUUUACGGUGUGAACCAAUUCUGCCAAGACAUCGUGGACAUGAUCUGCCGCUGCCCGCCCUGGUGCAGCAAACUGGUCCUCUACUUCAAAGCCUGCUGGGUGAUCAUCACGCCUGGACUACUCCUGUUCACCCUCUUCUACAUCUUCCUGGAUUUGUCGAGCACAACUCUGCACUACGGAACCUACGAGUAUCCACGCUGGGGGGAGGCCCUGGGGGUCUGCCUGGGGGUCGUGACCUGCAUCCAGAUCCCGCUCUGGGCAGUCAUUGCUCUCUGCAAGGAGUCUGGGACACUGAUGGAUAGGUUCAGGAAAGCCAUCCACCCGCUGAAUUCCUGGCGGACCACAAGCGGGCGUGACCUGUCCCACCACGUCAUUGACGUUCCUUACACCGUGAACCUGACGGACCACGACUUCACGGGGGGCUGGCAGCAGCAAGGCAGCAGCGAGGCGUGAACGGGCAGGGAGGAGGCGUCCCACCCAGGAGGGGUGGCCACAGGCAAGCGGAGGCACAGCAGGGCCGCGGCCGUGAGGCCCAGAAGGGGCAGCCUGCUAGGAGAGCUGUCUUGAGGAGGACCCAAGAAAGGUGGCGCUCCGUGAAGAUAUGCUGCGGCUGGGCAGGAGAUGGUGGAAACUUUCUUUAAAAAUGGAGUAGAGGGCCCGGGUGUGCGACUGAGUGUUAAGACAUUGGAGAUGUACGUUGCUGGCAGACUUUACUCACUGGUUGCCUUUGCGUUUAGCACCAGUGCAGCGACCUUGGUUAGGCCUGACCUUUGGGCCCACCUGGGCGCUGAGCACCCUGCUCUCCAAGGGCCCCUCUCUGCUGCUGUGCUUGGGCAGCCGGAGCCCCAGCCCCCUUCCCCCCCAGCCUCCUGCCCCCCGUGCUGGGAAAGGUGGGUCAGCCUGCCUGUCUUCUACUUUAGCAUCCAGGGCAGACCAGAGUGAGCCUCGCUCGUCUUUGGGCUCCGUCCCAGCUGCUAGUUUGCAUUCUGCCUGCUCUGAUUGCCAACGGGAACAAGCCGGCCGGAAGGACCUCCAGGCCGGAAGACCUCCGACUGCCGGAAGCUGGUGGCCUGACCCAGGAGAAAAACCCUGUUGUUAAGCAACAAAGAACCGAACUCUGGAAUUCACAGCCAAGAGAAGGGAGACGUCAAGGAGACGUCCAUCAGUGGCUACUAGCCAGGGCGAAUAAAGGGAACCUCCAAAUGCAGAGGCAGUAUACCUCUAAAUCCCAGUGCCAGGAGGCAACAUCUGCUGAAGGCUCCGCCUCUAUCCUGCCUCUAUCCUUCCCCCCUUUAGGGCAAUUGGUUGGCCGCUGUGUGGGGUGGGACGUUAUGUAACAGAUACAUGCUAUGCUUUUAAUCAGACGAUACAUUUUCCCCUUUCUCCCUCCCCGCCUUCUUCUUUUUCUUUUUUGUUCAAGCAAGCAGCAGAAAGUUCAUUCUUCGUAUCCUUUGUUCCCAUUUUUCUUUCGUUAAAUCCGGCUU
Molecule: messenger RNA, 1583 nt
Organism: Sphaerodactylus townsendi
Lineage: Eukaryota; Metazoa; Chordata; Lepidosauria; Squamata; Sphaerodactylidae
Product: sodium-dependent proline transporter-like
Exons: 4
Coding region: 31-552 (173 amino acids)
Biological process (GO): sodium ion transmembrane transport
Cellular component (GO): membrane
Molecular function (GO): L-proline transmembrane transporter activity
Source: RefSeq, a predicted model, not a curated record